Messenger RNA from Protobothrops mucrosquamatus (brown spotted pit viper), 1882 nucleotides. RefSeq names its product interleukin-36 receptor antagonist protein. Gene Ontology annotation, biological process: cellular response to lipopolysaccharide; positive regulation of gene expression; cytokine-mediated signaling pathway. Lineage: Eukaryota; Metazoa; Chordata; Lepidosauria; Squamata; Viperidae. Gene Ontology annotation, molecular function: interleukin-1 receptor binding; cytokine activity. The record is from RefSeq and is a predicted model, not a curated record. The transcript has 5 exons. The coding region runs from base 125 to 670 and encodes 181 amino acids.
GAACAGGACUCAUUCGAUCAGCUCAGGAUUGUAACUAUAACUGCGAAAGAAGCGUCUAAUAACCUGAAAGGUAAUCUCAGGGACAGACAGCAGUAAUUGAGUAAGUUACUCAGUAACUGUUGAGAUGGAACCUCAGAAGAAAACCGUGGAUGAGGAAUUGAAAGAGUUAUUCCAUGCAUUUAAAGAUAAAGAAGCUUUGAAUAAACCCUGGGACUUCCGAACGUGGGACAUCGAACAGAAAUAUUUUUUCUUUGAGAAAAAUCAACUGAUAGCAGCCCCGCUGGAUUUUAGAUCAUCAGUACAGUUGAUGGCUGUGGUCCCCAACAACAACUUAGAGAUCAGAAAACGACCCAUCUUUUUGGGACUCACUGAUAAACGCCUGGUCUUGGCCGGUCAGUUGUCAGUUAAUGAUGAACCUCAACUAGUGAUAUUGGAAGACGACAUCAUGGAUCUUUAUAGAAGCACUAACGAAUCAAAGAAUUAUUCUUUCUACGUGGUCACUAAAUGCAGUAGAAUGACUUGCUGCUUUGAAUCUGUAGCUUUCCCUGGUUGGUUUUUAUGUACCUCAGUUCAACCAAACAUGCCUCUUGGUCUUUGUAAAGCAGGAGAUCCUAAGAUCAUUUUGUUCCAUUUCCUAAACGUUUCUUCCACUCCAAAGCUUUUGCAAUGAUAAAGUAAGUAAUAGUAAUGUUUUGAUUAAAAAUGGAAUAUCGAAUUGCGAGUAAAUUCUGAAUUGCCUCUUAGUAUUGUUUUAUUUUUGGCCUCCAAGGACUAUGGAAGACGUAACAUGGCAAUGCUGAUGGAAGAGGUGGAGCCAAAGCUGAUUCCUUGUCUGUAACACAACCUGGAUGCAUUUAGUUUUGAUUCAGUAAGAACAGAAAUGAAAAUAAAAACCUGAAAUAAAAACCAGUUUCGGCGUUUUGUUGUCAAGUUUCAACAAUGUCACUAGGGGCGAGGACCUAUCCUUAGAUCUUCUCUUAGAUUCAGGUAAAAUACAUGUAAGAAGCAGAAGGCUGCAUAUAGGCUGUUCUUCCCAUACUUAAUUGGCGUCUAGUAGGAAAGAAAUAUUUUGAGCAAAACGAUAAGGUACAGAGUACCCUUGUCACGGAAAAGUGCCCGACUGAUAUUUUUCUUUCUUGGAGAAGAAGAAAAUGGAGAAACCCUUCAAUUUUAUAAAUUGUCUCUCUCUAAGCUAAUUCUUUUCAUACAAUAAGCUUACAGCAAACUUGCUACCAACCAAGUGAUAUUACGACUAGAGAUAGUUCCCGGGAAAGAGGGCUGAUCCAUUUUCUCUCUCAAACAUUUUUGUCAUGCACAGAGAGAUAUAAGGCAGACUUUGCUGUCUAUAUCAGAAACCACACAAUUUGUGAAAUCUGACCAUUGCAAGACCCGUUCUUCCACAACUAGGAGUCUGCAUACUUUAAAUGCAUGCAUGGACACAAACACACAGUUGUUUUUGCUUGAAGUGCUUCUAAGGACAAUUCUUCUCCAAAAUGAUAAGAGGAAAUACACUUAAAUAUUCUUUAAUGCUUUCAGAUGAGGAAAUUCUUGCAAAACAAAUAUUUUGCAUUGUCUAAUUCAUUCUUUAAAGAAGAAAAAGCUUAACACCCAACUGUGGGAUCAUUUCCCAUUUUCCACUCACCUAUCGAAGGCACACCCACCAGUGUCACUGAGUGACUAUAAAUGGUGCAAAAUCUCGGAGGUGGGCACAGAGAAAGAUCCUUCAGCCAAAGAAAAAUUGUUACACCAGGACAGGUACAAACUUCUUAAUUAUACUUUUGGACAUUCUUUCCAUGUCUAUGUCCAGGGCUAAGUAAUUCCAUAGUGCUAACUUCUUUCCUGGCCAAUUUUGCCAUCUAUUAUUGUGAUCAUCUGAGGAUCA